AUGAUUUCCUACCGAAGCUCAGGUCUAUUUACCGUCAUAGUAUUCUUUGCAAUACUACUCUUGAUACUCUCUAGUACCCCAGAUCCUGCAAAACUGACAGCAAGUAUUGAGAACUCUGCUGGCCAACUUGCAGAGUAUGUCCCUAACCCGAAGCUCCCAAAAUUUGAUGAUUUUAAAUUCCACCUCCUGCCCCCCACCGCCCAUAAGCCUCCCGAAGAGAAAAACAGCACUGGUGGUGGCUCCAAGUGGUAUAGCAAUUGGCAGUGGCGCAAUCCCUUCUCCUCCUCGAUCACAUUAGAUGAAAACCGAUCUGUACUCCCUCCGUUACGCCUGCGCCCGCCCAUAUAUACGUACUACGAUUCGACGUCGAAGAAAGAUAAAGAUGUCAUAGAGGCCGAUAAGGGCUUGCUUCUUGCCUGGAGGAGGGCAUGGUUUGCACAGGGAUUCCGUCCUGUGAUACUUGGACCGCAAGAUGCGAUGAAGAACCAAUUAUAUAAAGUCUUCAAUACAAAAGGCUUGGACGAACACCUUGUAGUAGAAUUCAUGGCAUGGUUGGCGUGGAGUCGCAUGGGAAAUGGAAUCCUUGCAGACUGGAAAUGUUUCCCGAUGGCCCAUUACGACGAUACUUUUCUUUCAUACCUACGGCGAGGUUCUAUGCCUGAGAAAAUAAUACGGGUAGAAGGUCUGGGAUCGGCUCUCUUCUCUGGAGAGAAGACUCACAUUAUUGAAGCUACCAAACAGGUGGCUGAUAAUCUAAAGAUAAAAGAGGCGAAGAGUAUAAUCGAGCUUCUCGGUGAAGAUACGUUCAAGGUCGAGAAGACAGCGGCCCUUGCGCAUUACAAUUCGACUACUAUCACCUCAAAAUAUCCGUCAGUCGCAGAAAGGCUAGAUAAAUCGCCAUCACAAGGUCGCUCUGCACUUGUUGAUCUCAUCAACACCCACUUACAGAUCAGCUUCCAGAGCGAAUUUAGUUCUGGAUUAUCAGUGCUCAAACCAUUUCCGGACUAUACGUCGGCUUUGGUUAGCCCUGGCGUCCGACUUGCUACAUUAUUGUCGGAGUGUUUGCCGAUACAAAUGCCACCAUCCUGCCCACCUAACAAUCCUAAAUGUCAAUUGUGCAACGAAGCCAGUCGAAUGAAAAUAUCCCAGCCCGAUGGAUACAAAAACGACUCGGCCCUUUUCACUAUUGGAAUCCUUCCUCACCCAUAUACUCUUGUCACAUUAAAAAAGGGCGACAACAAUAUUACAAUCACGUAUAUUCGGCGCGAGACGAAACGUGAUCCUUGGCUUAUCGCCGCUACGAAGCAUUAUCUCGGCACAGAACGCGACAGCACAUCAAGGGUGAGUGCUUUUAAGGACGUUGUUGCGGGGGACCACGGCUUGUCUCGUGGAAUUUGGUUCACAGUUGAGACACUUCCAGCAAAGAGCGAGGAGGAAAGCUUACCCUUAAGCGUGCUGGAUGACCUGGACUGGCAUUUCGGGUUUAAAGUCCCCCGGAAAACACGAUCAGAAAGAGCAAAAGAGGCGACCGCGUCGAAGCAAAAGUCCCAACGCAACCUGCCUGCCGAAGCACCUGUCGCGGAGAAAAAGAGCAAACUAGGCAAGGAGAACGAGCUGAUUGAAACGGCGCGGGAGUUAUUAAAAAAUGACCCUAAAGACAUCCAUAUUAAGGCGGUCACUGAAGCAUGGAAUCUUGCUGAUACCGAAGUUUGGAGGUUUGUGCGGGCGUAUAGAGCCCGGAGCGUUGUAGAACGACAGGCAUGGGAGGAAGAGGAAAAGGGGUUUGCUGGCUCAUAG
Messenger RNA from Ophidiomyces ophidiicola, 1797 nucleotides. RefSeq lists its product as uncharacterized. Bases 1 to 1797 code for a protein of 598 amino acids. The transcript is spliced from 2 exons. Lineage: Eukaryota; Fungi; Ascomycota; Eurotiomycetes; Onygenales; Onygenaceae. The record is from RefSeq and is a predicted model, not a curated record.